AUGAGCGGUGCUGCCGUGGCCGCAAGCUCUGCCGGCGACGAUCUCCCAGGUCCAUCGGGAUCCAGGAACUCGGAUUUCAUGGGAGUGGAACCACGGAAAAAGAAUGCAAGCCAACAACCCGAUGGACGUAUGAGUCGAAUUGAAGCCGUACAUCGUACGCUCCAUGGUCUUCAUCAUGAAUGGGAACAAAGAAAGAGAACGACAUUCGAGAUUGAUUACACGAACCCGUCGCUUCUUUGCUCGUCAUCGUCGGAUGCGGUCAGCUGUAUUGAGUUGGGUGGACUGGGGGAAAGGCAGCUCCUCACGGUUUUGCUACCGUGGAUGCAAGUGACGGUUUGCUGCGGAUUCGAGUUCAGUUUGAACGGGUUGAAAACGGAAUUGUUCGCUAAAUUGAAGAGAAUGUCCGUAUCGCAGUUUUCAAUGAAAGCUACUGAUUAUGUCUUCCAAGUGUUACGGAAGUCAACGGGUGAUAUGGAGGAAUUAUACAAUGAAGAAAUGUUGCUGUCUAAGAUUGAUUUCACGAGACCAUAUCCUAUGCUGUCGCUUUUUGAACCGGAGAGCUUCCGACAUGAACGAGAUUUGGCGAAUGUCAUAGCUGCGAAUUUGAACUAUCAAGUAUUUUUCCGAACUUUGGAGGAUGAAAAGGAGAAUAUUGAUCAUGGUGCCGCAAAGCAGUAG
Molecule: messenger RNA, 678 nt
Organism: Ostertagia ostertagi
Lineage: Eukaryota; Metazoa; Nematoda; Chromadorea; Rhabditida; Trichostrongylidae
Source: the annotation of a GenBank genome assembly